UCCUGGUUGGCAGAAGUAUCAAAAUUCUUCAAUAUUCGACAAAUUAGAUCGGUUAAAGUCACGUACAUGGCCAAGCAACGCUAUCAAAAUUAUUGAUACGUUUGAAGCCCCAUUACAAGGUCCAAAAUCAUCUUGUGUUAGUAUUACGUGCAUGUGCAAUGAGUAGCUUUUUCCGUAACGUUGCUUUCUUUAUUUAGCGAGUACAACAGUUGAGUUAGAUCCCUCUGCAGGGGAUCCAUGCUCGUCAACUACCAUUCUUCCCUCCAAUUUUUUAAGUCCAUAACGACCUCCUAUUCAAAGACAACCAUACACAAAACCAACAAGAAGCCUCAUCACUCCAAGAAACUUCUCUUCUUUUUCAUGGUCCAAAAACUCCAAUCCAUCUCAGCACCGUCCUCUCGGCUCCGAUUCGGAUCGACUUCAAAUCCGACCAGGUGAAUGCCAAAGUCAGAUACACAAAAACCCAAAGAAAAUGGCAGCUCUAGAAACCAUACAGUCUCAGUUGCCACUUCAAGAUUCCUCAUUUCUCAGCACCAGCACUGUCAUUGCACUCACUGUGUUCUUCACACUCCUCUGUGUUUGUAUCAUUAUCGGUCAUUUGCUCGAAGAGAACCGCUGGGCGAAUGAAUCGAUCACUGCCCUUCUCUUGGGUUUGGUUGCUGGAGUGGUGGUGUUGCUGGUGACAGGGUUCGAAAGCUCGAAGAUUUUGAUCUUUAGUGAGGACUUGUUCUUUCUGUAUCUAUUGCCUCCAAUCAUUUUCAAUGCCGGUUUCCAGGUCAAGAAAAAGCAGUUUUUCAAGAACUUCACCACAAUUUUGUUGUUUGGAAUCGUCGGUACAGUAAUUUCUUUCUGCCUCAUAUCACUAGGUGCCUAUUUACUUUUCAAUAGAUUCGGUUUCACAACUCUGACCACUAAAGACUUCCUAGCGAUCGGUGCCAUAUUCUCAGCAACUGAUUCAGUUUGUACAUUGCAGGUUCUAAAUCAAGAUGAGACACCGUUUCUUUACAGUGUUGUGUUUGGGGAGGGAGUAGUGAAUGAUGCUACCUCCAUUGUGCUUUUCAACGCAGUACAAUCGCUAGAUGUCAGCAACGUUGACGCUCUUACAGCGUUGACCUUGUUGGGGAAUUUUCUUUACCUCUUCUUCACCAGUACUCUUCUUGGUAUAGCAGCCGGUCUGAUGAGCGCUUUUAUCAUAAAAACGCUUUACUUUGGAAGGCAUUCUACAGAUCGUGAAGUUGCGCUGAUGAUUCUUAUGGCUUAUUUGUCAUACAUGUUGGCCGAGCUUAUGAGUCUCAGUGGAAUUUUGACGGUGUUUUUCUGCGGCAUAGUUAUGUCACAUUAUACAUGGCACAACGUUACAGAAAGCUCAAGGGUAACAACCAAGCAUGCAUUUGCAACAUUGUCGUUCAUUGCAGAAACCUUUAUAUUCCUUUAUGUUGGCAUGGAUGCCUUGGACAUUGACAAAUGGAAAGCCAGCAAUGCAAGUCCAGGGACUUCAGUUGGUGUCAGUUCAAUGCUGUUUGGACUUGUAUUAGUCGGAAGAGCAGCAUUUGUCUUCCCGAUUGCAAACAUCAAAAACUGUUUUAUGAAAAGAGAGGGUAGGAAAAUCGAGUUCAAAAACCAGUUUAUAAUGUGGUGGGCAGGCCUAAUGAGGGGUGCAGUCACCAUUGCUUUGUCAUACAACCAAUUUGCAGACACGACCGAAUCAACAUCAACGCAAGAUGGUUCUUUGAUGAUUACCAGUACCAUCAUUGUUGUUCUCUUCAGCACAGUGGUAUUUGGCUCCAUCACAAAGCCAUUAAUCUCAGCUCUGAUACAGCCACAUGCAAAAGCAAACAUUUCAGAUGCGACUGAUAUGCCAAGUCUAGAAGACUUGAGGGUACUUUUCCUGGAAGCCGGCCAGCCAAGCGAGGGAGGCAAUGGUGAACCAAGUGAGAGAGGCAACAGUGAGCCAAUCCGAAAACCAAGCAGCUUAAGGUUGUUAAUGACACAUCCAGCUUCCACAACUGCUCACUACUUGUGGAGAAAGUUUGAUGACAAGUUCAUGAGACCAGUUUUUGGGGGACGGGGUUUCGUUCCAUUUGCUCCUGGUUCACCAACUGGUGCAGCAGAAGAUCAAGCUGCAGAACAUACUGAACAUACCGAACAUACUUCUUGAGAUCAACAGUUCAAGAUAAAUGUAAAAUUAAAAUUUUAUUUCAUUGUUUUUUUAUGGACAAUUAAAUGUAUUAGGAAGCGGGUUGUUCUUGUUUUGUAAAGUAAGAAUGUGAAGCUAUGCUAUAGUUAGAACAUCCUUUCUUCCAUGAUCUAAGAGGGCCCUCUAAUAAAUAUGAAUUUCUAGCUA
This is a messenger RNA of Pyrus x bretschneideri (Chinese white pear), 2344 nucleotides long. Its product is annotated as sodium/hydrogen exchanger 1. The transcript is spliced from 14 exons. Bases 473 to 2158 code for a protein of 561 amino acids. Gene Ontology annotation, cellular component: membrane. Gene Ontology annotation, biological process: proton transmembrane transport; regulation of pH; sodium ion transport. The record is from RefSeq and is a predicted model, not a curated record. NCBI's taxonomy places the organism in Eukaryota, Viridiplantae, Streptophyta, Magnoliopsida, Rosales, Rosaceae. Gene Ontology annotation, molecular function: sodium:proton antiporter activity.